This is a messenger RNA of Gigantopelta aegis, 456 nucleotides long. Its product is annotated as indolethylamine N-methyltransferase-like. Gene Ontology annotation, molecular function: N-methyltransferase activity. The transcript has 2 exons. The coding region runs from base 1 to 456 and encodes 151 amino acids. Lineage: Eukaryota; Metazoa; Mollusca; Gastropoda; Neomphalida; Peltospiridae. The record is from RefSeq and is a predicted model, not a curated record. Gene Ontology annotation, cellular component: cytosol.
AUGAAUGGAGAACGUCAAAAUGAAAGCGCCAGUGCAAGGGAAGAGGAAACUAGGACGAAGGUGAAGGACAUAUUUUUCGUCGACCUUCUUUCAGACUCCUGGCCAGAGCUGUCGUCCCAGGAACCAUAUGACGUCAUAAUCACGUCUCGGUGUUUGGAAGUCACGGCGCCGACGAUCGACGUGUACCACUCCAUUGUAGAGAGACUGGUUGCCUUGUUGCAACCAAAUGGCUGUUUGGUCAUCGUCGGCGUCUUGGGGGAAUCGUUCUACAAAGUCGGAGACAAAAAUUUCUAUUGCCUCCCUUUGACUGAAUCCGACGCGAAGGAGAUUUGUACCCGUUGUAAUUUGGAUCUGUUACAUUGGGAAUCUAUCAAACUCGAGAUGGCCAAUCCGACAACACAAUCAGAUUUCGAAGGAAACUUUACGAUGGUCGGAAAAAAAGUUAAAAGACAAUAG